This is a messenger RNA of Chroicocephalus ridibundus (black-headed gull), 4953 nucleotides long. RefSeq names its product transmembrane protein 121B (gene TMEM121B). Bases 94 to 1623 code for a protein of 509 amino acids. Lineage: Eukaryota; Metazoa; Chordata; Aves; Charadriiformes; Laridae. The record is from RefSeq and is a predicted model, not a curated record. The transcript has a single exon.
GGUGCGGCGGGGCGGGGGGCGGGCCGGGGGCGGGCCGGGGGCCGCGGCGCGGCCGUCGGGCCCGGCGCGCCGGCUUGGGGGCCGGGGAGGACCAUGCACCGCGCUGCCUCCAACCAGCGCUCGGUCUCCUCCUCCUCGGGCUCCUUCCAGCCGCCGCCGCCGCCGCCGCCGCUGCCGCACGCCGCCGACCGGCAGCCCCUCUUCCCGGGGGGCUCCAGCAGCGGCGGCAGCCGGCGGGGCUCGGGGUCGAGCUCGGGCUCGGCGCGGGCCCGCCGCCCCCGCAGCCCCCGCAGCAGCAGCAGCACCGAGGAGGAGGAGGAGGAAGAGGAGGAGGACAGCAUCAGCAUCAGCAAGCCCCUAGUGCCGCCGCCCGCCGCCCCGCUGCCCGCCGCCGCCUCGCCGCUCCCCAGCAUCAGCAGCAGCAGUAGCAGCGGCGGCGGCGGCGGCGGCGGGGGGAGCCCGGGCCGCAGCAUGACGGCGGCGGAGCUGUACGGGGCGGCGGCGGCGGGCGGCGGGGCGGCGGGCGGCGGGGCGGCGGCGGGGGCGCUGCUGGGGCCCGGCGGGGCGGCGGGCGGGCGGCGCUGGGGCUUCCAGGCGCUGUCCCUGGUGCUGCUGCUGGGGCAGGGCGCGCUGCUGGACCUCUACCUGAUCGCCGUCACCGACCUGUACUGGUGCAGCUGGAUCGCCACCGACCUGGUGCUGGCGGCCGGAUGGGGCAUCUUCUUCUGCCGCAACAGCCGGGCCCGCCGCCGGGAGCGGCCCCCGCCUCCCCCCGGGCCGCCGCCGCCGCACCCCCUGCUGCUGCACGGCCCCCCCGGCGGCCGCGGGGCCGGUGGCCGCGGGGCCGGCGGCCCCCCCCGCGGCGGCGACUUCGCCUACGCGCACCUCGCCUGGCUCAUCUACUCCAUCGCCUUCACCCCCAAGGCGGCGCUGAUCCUGGGCACCUCCAUCCUGGAGCUGAUCGAGCUGCGCCUGCCGCUGGGCACCACCGGCUUCCGCAUCACCCUGGCCCUCUCCGCCCCGCUGCUCUACUGCCUGCUGCGGGCCAUCGGCACCGAGGGCUCCGGGCAGCUGCUCCUGCCGCCGCAGCCGCCGCCGCAGCACCGCGCCGCCGCCGCCUUCCUCGCUACCUGCCUCGACCUGCUCGACAGCUUCUCCUUGCUGGAGCUGGUGCUGCAGCCCGGGCGGCCGGCGCCGCUGCCUGCGCCGCUGCGCUACCUCCUCAUCGCCGUCUACUUUCUCUGCCUGGCCUCGCCGGUGCUGUGGCUCUACGAGCUCAGCGCCGCCCGCCCCCCCGGAGCCGCCCGGCUCGCCCUCCACCUCCUGCUCCCGGCCGGGCUGCUGGACGCCCCGCUCCUGGCGCUCCGCUGCCUCCUGCUCCUGCGCUACCAGCAGCCGCUCUCCCUCUUCAUGCUGAAGAACCUCUUCUUCCUGGCCUGCCGCGGCCUGGAGGCGCUGGAGACCUGCUGCCUCCUCCGCCCCGCCGCCACCCCGCCGCCCGCCAAGUACGGCCCCGCCGCCGCCGCCCCCGCCGCCGCCGCCCCGCUGGCCCACGGGCUCUCCGACGCCGACGUGGGCCCCCACGGGUACGUGAACGCCUUGGCGGUCACCGCCCAGGGCUGAGCCACCCUUACGGCCCCGGCCGCCGCCCCCGGAGGGGCUCCCGCUGCCUCCGGGUCCGCUCCCGGCAGAGUCUCUCUGCGUUUCUGCUCAGGUUCCCGCCGCCGUGGCUGAGCAGGGGAAGGGGACGCGGGCUGUCCCGUCGGACUCUCGCUCUCCUCCUUCCCUUUCCCACGGACAAAUGCAUCAGCGCAAACCCGACUACCUGCAGGAGCCUACGGCUGACACUUGUCCCUGGAAAACGCACCUGCCCUUCACCACGAGUCUUCUUCUAGUGCUUCUGCCUCUCCGCACUGUUUGGAGGGUCCCACUCUUCCCCUCCCACUCCCCACCAGGACAUCGUCUUGCUUUGUGACCAUAAAGGUUUAGUUUUUCCUUUUCCUCGUAAACAACAGGGACCAGUGGUUUUUUGUCCCCUCCUUUAAGAACUCCUGCUGACCACAAUGCUGAGAUGUGAGGGGGGGUCUGACCAGCAGAGACGUGCCUUUGAGGUGUGGGCAGGACCAAAGGGAGCACGCGUUGGUUUCGCUGGGUCCUGCAAAGCUGCCACCUCCGCUUCCCAGCAGCAGAGCUGCAGAGGGUCUUUGCAUGCCAGCUGGAGAACCUCCGGGAGCACGCUGGCCGUCUGGUCAUUUCAAGCCUAGGAGCCACUUUCUCCAAGCUGAAAAUGUCUACCUCUGUGCUUCAACCUUUUGCAUCUUACGUUGAUUUCACACCUGAACUGUGUAAAUCCAGCAUGGACAUAAUCUAGGGGCUUCGACCCCAUUUCACUGCCACCAAGACAUUUCUUUCUGGUGAGAACAGGGUUUACAGUAGCCUAUUGUUUGCUUCAGGCAGCAGCACCCAGGUGUUGGGGCUCUCAUUUCUCUGUGAAUAUGCAUGUUUAUGGGAUCAGUGUUGGUUUUCUUUUAUGCAGAGUGUAGGGUCUCUCUUUCCACAGGCUGGGAAAGCUUUCCGCUGGCCCUCCCUCCAUGUCUGUCUGUGAGAACAGAGAUGGAGCUAAGUCUGCAAACUGCCCCCACCCCCCGCCCCCGCCAUCUCAACCAACAGGGCAGAGGAUGUCAGUGUGUCAGUGCUGCUCGGGGGUGGGCCGUGUGCUUGGUGAACCUCCCUCCUCAGCACAGAGCUCCGGAGCUUUGCCGAGAGCCCCCACACCAGCAUCCUAUCCUCCAUGUGCACGUGGUUAAGGGUGGAUGGGGAAAAAGUUAGUUGCUAGUAACCUCUCAUAGAAACAGAGUUAUCUUUGGUUUUAAGCUCCAUCAGUGUUCAGUGGGGGUUAAGGCCUGCUCUUCUGCCUGGCUGCGGUUGCUCCUGAAACCAGCCAAAUGGAAGCAGGAGCACAGAGGCCACGUUUGGAGGAAGGACUUUGCCCCUCCCAGGCUUAUAUUUUGUCAUCUGGGCAAGGCCGCAUUUAUUGGGAAAAAGUGUUUCCUGUCCUGAGCCUUUUUUCAAGCUGUCCUGAUGGGACAGGGAAAUAAAGCACAACCAACUGCUACCCAGAGCCAACAGCAGGACUGCGGGGACAGCCCAGACUUCUCCAGCGCACACAUCCAUUCUCUCCUUCAGGGCUUCAGGAGGACCUGCAUUGGACAAGCCUCCACUGCCUGCUCCACUGGACUCGCUACAACAAAAUGUUUACAGUCUGGUAACUUCCAGCUCCCGCUGGCAGAAGCCGGGGGUGCCACGGGGCUCUUCUCCCCCAGCUCUCGGGUGGCCAACGAGCUUCGAGGGGCUCAAAAAGCCCCUAGAAAGAAGGGGGCUGUUCUGUUCCAAGCUGCAGCGAGGAUGGGUGACUUGCUGCUCUCCCCAUGCCAAACGGAGAGCCAGCAAAGGCUUGGAUUAACUCUCCCAACCAGUGCUUUAUUUUUAACCUGAGCCCUCACGCGGGCAAUUGUGUGAAUUUUGGCCAGUGGCCUUUCUCUUCAGUAACUUCUUUUUGUCUGGACAAUCUUGGUGCUGUAGUGACUGUGAUUGUAAAACUUGGUACUGUGAACUUUUCCUAUGUGAUGUGAGAUGUGUCAAGGGGAUGCUAUGUUCCUGGCCAAAGGAGGUGUUAAUUACAGGUAUUUUAUGCUUGUACAGAUACUUGUUUCCUUGCACCUUCCUUUUUCAGCAUUAAACAGAUAGUAAAGGCUCAGAAAGAGCUACAGGAUUAUUCAAGAGAGAAAGAGAUGAUACCUGUACCUAGGAGUACUCCAUGCUUCAGUUAAACAGCUGAAGAAAUAAGAAAAAAAAAAAAACAACAAAAAAUCCCACAACAAACUUUGCCAAAAACAAGGUGAAGGAAAAGCUAUUCACCCCCAACUACGUUUUACUGCUCCUAUGGCCAAAUUCACGAUAGCACCAAAGUGCUUAGAACAUCCCUAAUAGACUGAAGCAUAGGCAUAGUUGAGACACUGGAAGAAUCACAGCAGAAUUAUGAACAAGUCUUACUUCAGUACCCCUGUCAUAGCACAGAAAGCUGCUGUUUCAACAGCGAGUGCCUUUUUCCAUUUAAGACAUUAUUGAGAAAAUGGCAUAUUUGAAAUGUAUCUAGCCAUGGCAUAUUCAAACCAUUGAGGGUGAAAUCACAGUUCAAAUUGGACUCAAAUCUUGCUUCUUGCUUGGACUCAAAUUGCGUCAAAUUCAUGGACGCAAAGAUUGCCCGGGACAGAUGACCCCGCAAAGCAACGCCUCUGUUGUGUAGAACUCCUUUGUAGAAACAGAGGCUGUAGUGCCAUGGUUUCUAGGUUUAGUAAAUGUGCUGUUUGGAGAGCGUAAAGCUUUUGUAGUAGUUGGCUGUACAGAAGCCCCUUUGCAACUAGAAGGGCAGCUCUGCUGCCACUUCAGUUACUACAGGGAAGCGUUUAAAGUUCUUCAGUGUCUUGUUUAUAAGCCCGCUCCUCCUUUUGAAUUCCCUUCUCUUUGGUAAUUGAGCUCUCACUUCCAUUUAAACCUUUCUGCCCCAUAAUAGAUCCAUUUGCAGAAGAGAGAGACAGCGGUACCAUUAAAGUGCAAACAAUACCUCACCCGAUGCACCUUGCACACCUACUUUAUAUUCUGCCACCAUUAAAUUACUGGUCCAGGUAAAUAACACUUUGCUCAACAAAGUUGUGCCAUACUGAGACAUACGUCCCUUGGGAUCCUGUUACAAGCCUUGUAACACAACUCAGCAAUUUAGCAUUUUACUGCUCUCUGUUUGCUACCCUGACAAGAGAGAUGACUACUCCCAGGAGGGGAAAGUGAAGUGAGAGAUAAGGCCUGUGGCCAAUGGACACUUGGCAUCCCCCCGGCAUUAAUCAGAACUUGUAUUUUUUAAAAAGCAAGAUUGUUAAAAUAAAAUUAGAAACUCGU